Messenger RNA from Leptopilina boulardi, 6153 nucleotides. It is a transcript of the gene anne, whose product is annotated as polyamine-transporting ATPase 13A3. The record is from RefSeq and is a predicted model, not a curated record. Gene Ontology annotation, biological process: polyamine transmembrane transport; intracellular calcium ion homeostasis. Gene Ontology annotation, molecular function: P-type transmembrane transporter activity; polyamine transmembrane transporter activity; ATP hydrolysis activity. NCBI's taxonomy places the organism in Eukaryota, Metazoa, Arthropoda, Insecta, Hymenoptera, Figitidae. The coding region runs from base 270 to 4511 and encodes 1413 amino acids. The transcript has 9 exons. Gene Ontology annotation, cellular component: membrane.
UUUGUUUGGAUUUCAGUGAGUUGCGUAUUGACUGAAAAGCAUGCGCGUGUGACACGCGAAUCGCGAGAAAAGAUAAUUAUUAUGUAUAGAGAGUUCUAUUGGAUUUUUGGCUAAAAAUUCUUAUUAUCAAUAUGUGAAUAUUUUCGUUCAAAAAUUUUUUUUUUUUUUUUUUUUUUAUUUUUGGCACCAAUUCAUGGAUUACGGUUUAUGUUAUUACUCCAAAAAAAAAAAGCAUUUUUCAUCUAUAAUUUUAUAACAUAAAUACAACGAUGAAUGAUAUAAGCGAAACAAGAGGCAAUGGCCUCCUUCAACUCAAGAAUGGUGUGGAUUACAUCAAUCCAGGCGAAGAAGAUCAAAUGGAAAUUUACGGGUAUAAACGAAAUGCAAUACAAACUGCCACAACUUGGUGUCUGAUUGUCAUCACAGGAGGGCUACUUAGACUGAUUUUCCAUUGGGUUCCACAUUUAAUGUUGCAAGCAACCCAUUCAAAGUGUCUUUUGGAAGAGGCUGACACCGUUUUGCUUAUAGAGAAAUUUCAGGACAAACAUACAAGUUAUUAUGUGAAAAAAAUAAAGACUCUAACUGCUCAGGAAGUAUCAAAAGCAUCUUCUGAUGGUGACUAUCUAAUUGACAAUGAGCCAUGGUCGGAAAAUGAUAGUAUUAUCACAGUAUCAGAAGGCAAAGAAUUUCCAAUGUUAUCAAUUCAUUUGUCAGGAGGUCAUUUUAAAUCUGUUCCAUCAAUCAUUACAUUUAGUUGCAAGAAAGUUAUUUAUGUCUGGGAUAAAGAUAGAUGUGAAUUUCUUAAACUUAGAGGACUUGAUAAUGGUGUACUUACUUCCACACUUCAUCAAAUGACUGGACUGAGUUCAUUUGAACAGUAUAUGAGACGCAGUAUUUAUGGUAACAAUGAAAUAGUAAUUUCUGUGAAAACAAUAUUGACAUUGUUGUGCCUCGAAGUUCUAAAUCCAUUUUACGUCUUCCAAAUCUUCAGUUUUAGUUUAUGGAUUGCUGACAAUUAUGUUUAUUAUGCUAUGGUUAUUCUCACUAUGUCGGGUGUUAGUGUUGGAAUGGCUGUUUUACAAACUCGACGGAAUCAACAAAAUUUACGAACAACUGUUGCGUCUUCCGAUGUAGCCACAGUAAUACGUGAUCGUACACUGGGUCACACUUGUGAAGUACCUGCAGAACGUCUUGUUCCUGGAGAUAUAAUAGUCAUACCACCUCAUGGUUGUCUAAUGCCAUGCGAUGCAGUACUCCUAACUGGAAAUUGUAUUUUAAAUGAAUCAAUGUUAACUGGGGAAUCUGUUCCUGUUACUAAAACUCCAAUUCCAUCAUCGAAGGAAAUUAUGUACGAUACAAAAGAACACGCUAGGCAUACACUUUAUUCUGGUACGAGAAUAAUUCAAACACGAUAUUUUGGAACUGAAAAGGUAUUAGCAGUUGUUAUAAGAACGGGAUUUAAUACCAGCAAAGGAGGUUUAGUGAGAUCAAUUCUUUAUCCACCGCCAGUUGAUUAUAAAUUUGAACAAGAUUCAUAUAAAUUUGUAAUAAUGCUCGCUUGCAUUGCAGGCAUUGGUGUGAUAUUUACCAUUGUAACCAAAGCAUUGAGAGGCGUUCCAAGUAGUCAUAUAGUGUUAGAAGCAUUGGAUCUCAUAACAAUUGUAGUACCGCCAGCGCUACCUGCAGCCAUGACAGUUGGAAGAUUGUUAGCUCAAAAUCGAUUGGUAAAAAAUAGAAUAUAUUGUACUAGUCCACGAACAAUUAAUGUUUCCGGUUCACUCGAUUGUGUUUGUUUUGAUAAGACCGGUACUUUAACAGAAGACGGUCUUGAUAUGUGGGGCGUUGUUCCUAUUUCAUCGAGAAAAUUUCAAAUUCCAGUUAAAAAUAUUACUCAUCUACCAUUGAAUAAUGUACUUAUUGGAAUGGUAACAUGCCAUGGAAUAACAAUAAUUGAUGAUCAAUUGGUUGGUGAUCCGUUAGAUUUAAAAAUGUUUGAAUCCACCGGCUGGACAUUAGAGGAACCAAAUGUCUCCGAUACAUCUAAAUUUUCAAUGUUAUUUCCAACAGUCGUUCGUCCUCCAUCAGGAUCAAAACUUCUCGAUCAAUCUCUCAGUGAAAUAACAACAUCGCCAAUGAGACAAAAUUCAACAACAUCUGAAAUGACUGAAAAUAUUUCAUUAAAUAAUGUUGAGAGUGCUUUAACUGAAUCAACAGCUGAUUUAGCUGAUCAGGGUUUAGAAAUUGGUAUAGUUAGACAAUUUCCAUUUACAUCGAGCCUACAGCGUAUGAGCGUCAUUACAAGAACUUUAGGUGCAAAUCAUUAUGAUCUCUAUUGCAAAGGAAGUCCAGAAAUGAUUCACAGUCUAUCAAAACCAGAUUCAAUUCCAUCGGAUUUUAAUAGUAUUCUUCAGGAAUAUACAUCAGAGGGAUAUCGAGUAAUAGCUUUAGCGCACAAAUCAUUAAAUCGUUUAACAUAUGCAAAAGUACAACGAAUUGUACGUGAAAAAGUUGAAACGGAUUUGUCAUUUUUGGGCUUUGUGAUACUUGAAAAUCGACUGAAACCGGAAACAAUGCCUGUGAUAUCCGCUUUAAACGCAGCAUCUAUCAAAAUUGUUAUGGUCACUGGUGAUAAUAUGCUAACUGCAUUGUCAGUUGCACGUGAUUGUGAUAUUGUCAAACCAGGAAUGCCUGUUAUAGCAGUGGCCACAAUUUCACAACAAAAUCAAACUAAACCUCAGGUUUAUUUCACUAGAAGUGAUAGUCAACAUAGUCCAAUGUCUCCCAAUGGUCAAGGCGAUUUUAGCGAAAUGACUGACCUCAAUAGUGUCAUUAGUUUAGAAACCAUUGAAAGUGGCUCAUUUAGCAAUCAUCAGACGGAAAAUAAUUUAAACUAUCUUUCUGACAACAUUUAUCAUGCAAAGAAUAAAUAUGUUUUUGCUCUAACUGGAAAAACUUGGGCCAUGAUCAAACAACAUUAUCCAGAAUUGAUACCAAAGUUAGUAACAAGAGGAGCUAUAUUUGCAAGGAUGUCUCCCGAUCAAAAACAACAAUUGGUUCAAGAAUUUCAAGCAUUGGGUUACUAUGUUGCAAUGAUUGGCGAUGGUGCAAACGAUUGUGGAGCAUUGAAAGCAGCUCACACGGGAAUUUCAUUAUCAGAUACGGAAUCAUCGGUGGCAUCACCAUUCACGAGCCGUGAAACAAACAUUUCUUGUGUAUUAACAGUGAUUCGAGAAGGUCGAGCGGCACUAGUCACAUCGUUUGGAAUAUUCAAGUACAUGGCUGCCUAUUCAUUAAUUCAAUUCGUUUCAGUGAUGCUACUCUAUGGAAUUGAAUCAAAUUUAACUGAUAUUGAAUUUCUCUAUAUUGAUCUUUUAAUAAUAUCAAUAUUAGCCUUCUUUUUUGGUAGAACUAAAGCAUACGCUGGACCUCUAGUCAAAACACCACCAUUAAACAGUCUAUUUAGUAUCACGCCAAUAAUAAGUCUUCUUAUACAAAUUCUUCUUGUUUCAUUCUUUCAAUAUAUAAGUCUUUGGCAUCUUCGUCAAAUGGAAUGGUUUAAGCCAUUUGUUGUAGCUGAUGAUAAAGAUGAUGUUGGCUGCCAUGAAAAUUAUACAAUUUUCAUUAUUAGCUCAUUUCAAUAUAUUAUGCUUGCUGUUGUUUUCUCCAAGGGUCCUCCAUAUAGAAAAUCACUUUUUACCAAUUAUGGUCUAUUAUCGGCUUUUAUAAUUCUUACAAUAUUUUCAACUUAUCUCGCUCUCUAUCCAUUUAAAUGGCUUCAAGAUAAUAUGGAGCUGAUACUACCUGAUGAUAUGAAUUUUCGUUUCUAUGUUGUUGCCUAUGGAAUUGGAAAUUUUUUCCUCUCAAUUCUUGUUGAAUAUUUUUUAGUUGAAUAUCUCUUUUUUGGUAAAUUAAGACAUCUUUGGUUCAAUAUGAAUAAAACAAAGAGAAAAUAUCUUGCUAUCGAAAGAGAUAUGGCUCGUGAUUUAAAAUGGCCGCCCUUAUCACAAGAACCAUUACCAGAAUCGGCACCCGAUAUUCUUAUACGACAGAGCGUUACUGAAAUUAAAAUUGAAAAACGUCUACCAGAGCCAUAUGUUAAAGUUGAUGUUGGAUUUCUCAAUAAUUCAGAGAAUGCAACAUUUAAACGAUUUGGAUCAGCGAGAGAAGUUACAUUAAAUCCUCGUUCAUUGUUUAAUGAUAAAAGAAAUACUGUUUCAUUACAAGCGGUUCCUUGUUUUGAGGAUAAAGAUUUAUCAAUAAAACAUCAACAAUUGGAGCUUGAAGUUAAAAGAAGACAUAAUUCAGAAUCAGAGAAUGGUAUUAAUCAAUAUGAAAAUCUUUCUCGUAUUCAUAAUACAAAUCCAAUUGCAACACUUCCAAGGAAUUUAGUAGCCAAUCAUCAGCAACAAAAAUUUAGACAAUUUAAUGAUGUUUCAAUUCAUAAAAGCGAGGACACAAACCUCAGGCCACAAACACAAAGUGUUCUUGAACUUGAUAUUCUACCAUCCUGAGAUACGGCCUCGCUCAGAUUUCCGUCUGAUAAAAGAACAUUUCAACAAUGGUGCUAUAAUAUCUUGCUCAUUAAUUACGAGCAAAUUAAUGUUCGAUCAAUUUUGCAUUUAUCGGGCCUGGGUACUUGUUGUUGUUGUAGUCAGAUUCUGAUGCUUUUCUUAACGGAAAUACGAGCCAAAAAGUUCGUAAAAAUAUAUAUUAGAAUUUUUUUUUGAAAAUUAAAAUCCUAUUUUAUAUUCUAGUAUUGUAAACCUUAAUGCAAAAAAAAAGUAUUAUUAUUAUUGUUUUAUGUAUAAAAAAGGAGAUCCAUUUAUUGCUGGAUUAUUAUUACUUAUAGCUGUAAUCUCAUUUAGAUUAGAUUUUGAUCUAAUCUAAUGAUUGAAUAUGGCCUUUUUUUUCAUUCUCAUUAAGCACAUUUGUUAUUAGACCUAAUUUUAUCGAGUUUAAGGUAAAUCGAAUACAGUCAAAAAAAAGUGGAAAUUUCUUGAAAAUUUUUCUUUAAACUUUAUUAGUUAAAAAGAAAUUUUUAAAAAAAUUUUAAUUUUUAAUCUUUUUAGUAAAACAAAAAUUGUUUUUAAAUAAUAAUAAUUUGACUGUUUCGAUGAUUUUAAAUUGAUAAUAUAUAUAUAUACUUAAACAUUUUGUGAUACAUACUUUUUCAUAUCAAUCCUUAAAAAAAAUUCUAUGUACAGUACUUAUUAUUGAAAAAUAACUAUAUAUAAUAUUGACUUGAAUUUUAAUAAGCAAUGAAUUUUUGAAGGAUUGGCCAUUAUCGAGAAUUAUUUCAUUGUUUUUCGAGAAUAUCACAGAAAAAAAAAAUCUGAGCUCAAAAUGAGUAACGCAACAAAAAUGGUGGCGCCACCAAAUAUUGUUUGGCUCAUUUUGAACUUGAGUCCAGUUUUUUUUUUUCUGUAAUAUCGCCGAACAAUUAUAGACAAAUGAUUUUAAAUUGCAGAAUAUUUUUUAAGCAGUUUUAAUUAAUUUCAAGAAAAUAAACAUUUCACAUUUCUAUAAAAUAAGUUCCAUAUUUGCAAUUUUUUAAAUUUUGAAAAAAAAAAUCAAUUUUUUAGAAUGAUUGUAUGCAUGAGAUAUUUAGUAAAAUUUUUGAGAAUUAAAAUAAGAAAUAAAUUUUCCUUGAAAAGAUUAUUUUAACGUUUCGAAGUCUGAAUAUUAAAAAAAAUAAAUAUAUAUAUAUAUAUUAAUAAACGAUAUUAUAGAACAAUUAAAUUUUUUUUCGUUUUUUUAUCAGACUUAUAGUAAACGUUAAUUUACUUUUUGAAAUUUAGAGAAACAAUUUUUUCUCUAUUCAAAAUUGAGGAAAAUUUAUUAUUUCUUAUUCCGCUUGGAUAAAAGAGAAAAAUUAUAAUUGUAUAGACAAAGAAAAACAUUUAGGAAACAUUAUAUAUAUAUAUAUAUUAUAGUGACAUUUAUGUGUUUUAUAGUAUACAUUAUAUAUGAAAAGACGUCGGCAAACUUUUACAAUUUGCUAGCUUGACGCUCAAUCAGUAAAGAAAUUAUAGAUAAAUUUAAUGUACAAGAAAAUAAAUUUAAUGUGUACUUGCACACGUGACGUCGUAAUAAUAAUAUGUUUAAAAAUUGAAGGAGUAGCGAUUAUCAAAUAAAAUAUAUUUAUAAACGCAA